CCUCCCUCCGUCCACAGCUGUAGUAGAAGGACCUGAAGAUGUCUCCGGCAUCGAACCGGUCCUCCAUCAGGUCCCUGCACUCCCACUCGCACCAGCAAAGCAUUCUGGGUAAACUGAACACCUUGAGGCAGCAGGACCUCCUGUGUGACGUCACUCUGCAGGUUCAGAACAAUGCGUUCAGGGCCCACAAAGCUCUGUUAGCCGCGAGCAGCGACCACUUCCUGUUCCUGUUCACCUCGAAGCCUCAGAGCGUCUACCGGCUGCAGGACGUUUCUGCUGAGACGCUCAGCAACGUGCUCCAAUUCAUCUACAGCGCUCAGGUGUGUGUGGACAAGGACAACAAGGUGUGUGUGGAGGAGGACAACAAGGUGUGUGUGGAGGAGGACAACAAGGUGUGUGUGGAGGACGACAUCACGCAGCAGCUUCUCGCCGCCGCUAAACUCCUGCAGGUCAGUGAACUCAUCACGGCGCUUUCUGAACGCUCUGCAGACGAGGAGAAGGACGACCAAUCAGAGCUGCAGGAGGUAAAGAUGACCUCACAUCAAACUGUGGGCGUUCCCAAAGUGCAGGAAGUGUCCAAACGAAAGAGAGGACGACCGAGUAAGACAGAUCAGCAGAAAGAAGACCCAGAAACAGCAGAAGUUCUCCAUGAGGAUGAAGUUACAGAUGUUCUCCAUGAGGAUGAAGUUACAGAUGUCCUCCAUGAAUCAGAGUCUAAAGACGAUGCAGAUUUCAACCCGGUGUCGAGGCAGAGCAAACGUAAGAUCCGUCCUCCGGUGAAGUACAAAAGCUACGGAGUGAGCGGAGAGGAAACAGGAAGUAGAGAGCCGGGGAAGAGAGGCAGGAAGAGGAAGUAUCCCGACACAGAGGCUCGAUGUGAGGUCUGUGGGAAGGUGUUCAAAAACCAUCUGUUCCUCAAAAUCCACCAGAGGACGCACACAGGAGAGAAGCCCUUCCCCUGUCUGGUCUGUGGGAAGGCGUUCACUCAGAAGCACACGCUGCUGGUUCACCAGCGCAGUCACAGUGGAGAGAAACCCUUCAUCUGCAACGUCUGCAGCAAGUCUCUGAGCACCAAGCACGCCCUGCAGGAGCACAUGCACCUGCACCAAGGAGAGAAGCCGUUCGGAUGUGAUAAAUGUGGGAAGACUUUCACUCAGAAGCGUCAGCUGAAGAGUCACGACAGAGUUCACACAGGCAAGUCUCUACCAGAGUGCGCUCAGUGCCAUCACAAGUUCAUGGACACGGCUCAGCUGAAGAAGCACCUGAGAACUCACACAGGUGAGAAGCCGUUCACCUGUGAGAUAUGUGGGAAGUGUUUCACAGUGAAGAGCACGCUGCAGACUCACAUCAGGAUCCACAGAGGGGAGAAGCCGUUCUCCUGCUCGCUCUGCAGCCGCUCCUUCUCAGACUCCAGCGCUAAACGCAGACACGAAGCCUCUCAUUCAGGCAGGAAACCCUUCAGCUGCUCCUCCUGCAGCCUCUCCUUCACCCGCCUGGACAACCUGAAGACUCACAGCAGGGGGCACAGCAAGGAGCGCGCUGAGCCCCCCACUGAGGACCCCCCCGAGGACCCCCAGCUGCAUGAGGAGCAGCGAGGCGCCCUGCAGCAGAUCCAGCUGGUGGUGACGGACGACCUGAGCUUCGUUUCGGGUCAGAGCCAGGAGAUCAGCAUCAUCACCACGGAGGAGGCGGAGCAAGGGGGCGGGGCCCCAGACUCCGCCCCCAGACUCACCCUCCUCACCCAGGGGGGCGGGGCCUCAGCAGACUCCGCCCCCUCCAGACUUGAGGGAGUUCACGUCAUCACACUGAGUAAAGAGGCCCUGGAUCAGCUGUCAUCAUGUCACCAUGGACCCCCCCUCCAUCAUGGACCCCCCCUCCAUCAUGGACCCCCCCUACAACAUGGACCCCCCCUCCACCAUGGACCCCCCCUCCUCUCACAGCCUAUCAGUGAACAGAUCCCCCCCCAAAACAUCCAGGGACAGACGUUUCAGAUCCAGGCCGGGACUCUUUCCUAUCUUUACACCACUGGAAACAGCUGAGACCCUCUGAUAAAGGGAGGGGUCCCACUGAAUUUGGUGUGUAUUCACAACACACUGUAUGUUCUCCAUCUGUUUUGAUUGCCUUCUUCUCCCACAUUUUACGUCUCAGAAUCUCCGUUGGAACAUCAAAACGUGCCGCUCAAUAAGGACAUGCUCGCUGUUCCUCAGGACAUUCAUAACUGUCAUAAUCCUAUAAAUAUUAAGCAUCAUUUGACUAUUACACGUCAGCUUUUCCGCAUUCACACCGCAAUUUCCACAGUAGUUCCAUUCUCUAGUUAUUACAUGACAUGACUAACUGUUCCUGAAGAAAACUGUAUUUUUCGGAGAAGGUAAAUCCGAGAAAUGUCUUGAUGAAUUGAAGUUUUCACAAAAGUAAACCUUUAUAAAAACCUCUGUUUACUUUCUUUCACACAAACUGUCUUCGAAAAGUUAUUUUAUCAUUUGUAGAGCGUUGGUGUUGGGAUAAGGGGGUCACAGGUCACAGGUUCAAACCCCAC
Messenger RNA from Trematomus bernacchii (emerald rockcod), 2536 nucleotides. RefSeq names its product zinc finger and BTB domain containing 24 (gene zbtb24). Gene Ontology annotation, biological process: regulation of transcription by RNA polymerase II. The record is from RefSeq and is a predicted model, not a curated record. The transcript is spliced from 9 exons. The coding region runs from base 39 to 2039 and encodes 666 amino acids. Gene Ontology annotation, cellular component: nucleus. Gene Ontology annotation, molecular function: RNA polymerase II cis-regulatory region sequence-specific DNA binding; protein binding; DNA-binding transcription factor activity, RNA polymerase II-specific. NCBI's taxonomy places the organism in Eukaryota, Metazoa, Chordata, Actinopteri, Perciformes, Nototheniidae.